AUGGUGGGUCUUCAAGCAUGGCCAUCAGAGAUCCUCAUGCCAAAUGCAGUGCAGAGCCCUAAGGCGUCGAAGGAUCCAGUGACCCCACGCCAGCGAAAGCAGGCACAAUACGCGUCUUCAUUCUCCAAUGAGGGAUCGAUGGUGGCGGACCAUCAGAAUCCUGGAGAUCCGAGCAGACAACUGCAAGUUAGCACAGACACACAGAAGGCUCGCGCUGCUCCGGUCAAGGUGAGGGUCUCCUUGCCCAGCCCCCGAGAUUGCAAGGCAACCAUGCUUCAAGGAAGUGGCGUCGUACAAGUCACCGAUGGCUCGCCGAAGAAGGGUGGCCUGAGCUGCAGCACUUCUCCCAAGAAGAAGGCUUCUGUGCAGUUCUUUGUGGAGGAUGAGCCAGCAGAAGUGACGGCGAAGAGGGUCGAUCUGAAAACGACCAGCGAAUAUUGGACACAGACGACGAAUAUGAGCACGUUGGACACGCGAGGGGAGUUGAUCCGGCACAAGGAGGCCCGCGAUUCUUGGACGCAGCUUAGCUCUGGGGCACGAAAACAGCGUGAUCUGGUCUCACAAGUCUUGGGCGGAACUCCAAAGUCACACCCGACUUCUCACUCACAGCCGCCGCGCCUGUCACCGCGCAGCUCGUCGCCUCGCAAUUAUGCGCUUCACGAGACCAGGCUUCCCUUGAGCCCCAGACAGCAGAAAGCCAAUGAGAUGGCCACCUCGGAAAGCCAACUGAAUGGUUUUGCCGUCUCUCCGACGUCCAAGUCCCUCAGCCCACGCAAUGCGGCCAUGAAAGCAAUGCGUGAUGCGGGCAAUGAUGGCUUGAGGCGAAGUAAUAGCCAGUUCUCCGACCUGACUGGCCGGGUUGAGACCUCUCCGCGAACCCCACGGCGGAGUGAACUGCAAGAUACAGCCCAAGUCUACUGGAUGAAUCCCAGUACUGAAAAAUCACGACUGAUUGCAGAGCGUCAGGGGAGGCGCGAUGAGGAGACGACUGGCAGCCUAAUUCACCAAAGUCGAGAGGACGUAGAAAACUGGUCUCCAAGGUCAGUGCCAGAAACUCCCCGACAGAAGAAGGUUUGGGAGGAGGAACGGUCCUGCUAUGAUGCUGCGUCCUGGAAACAAGCAUCCUCGGAGAUUGCCCGACGCAGGCGCGAUCUGAGAGCCAGCAAAUCGAUGGGUGCCCUCCCUGAUGCCGGUGAUGCCCUCUCACCUUCUGAGAGGAAAAGGGUGCAUUUGGCCUCUGGUCAGAUGCGCGAGGGAAUCGGCGAUCUGCGCGAGAAGCACGAAGACAAAGCCAUUGCUCCCGGCUGGGUGUCGCCACGGUCACCACGUAGCACAGUCAUCGAAGCACCUCUUGCAAGCAAUCGUGCUCUCAUGAAUCAGCCUAGCAUGUACCAGUACCGGAACCUGCCUGCAAACUCCCCCAGGGCCCGGAAGGUGAGAGAGCAGACUACAAGCAUGGGCUUCUUUUAA
Molecule: messenger RNA, 1470 nt
Organism: Durusdinium trenchii
Lineage: Eukaryota; Dinophyceae; Suessiales; Symbiodiniaceae
Source: the annotation of a GenBank genome assembly